This is a messenger RNA of Labeo rohita (rohu), 7569 nucleotides long. It is a transcript of the gene mypn, whose product is annotated as myopalladin. Lineage: Eukaryota; Metazoa; Chordata; Actinopteri; Cypriniformes; Cyprinidae. Bases 458 to 6091 code for a protein of 1877 amino acids. The transcript has 21 exons. The record is from RefSeq and is a predicted model, not a curated record.
CUCCAAAUCUGCCAAAGAAACAAACUCAUCUACAUCUUGGAUGCCCUCAGAGUGAGUAUAUCUCCAGCAAAUGUUCAUUUCUUUAACACCCAUAAUGCACUGCUUCUGUGUCCUCCAGACUGUUGUAGGUGCUUCACAAAGGUGUCACCCUUCUCCUGACAACAUUCUCCCCAGCCAAUGAGGAGCAAUCAUUCCCUGGCACACGCUUCAAACCCUCCACCUCCCUCAAAUAACCUGCCACCGACACGCUGACAAAUGUUUCUGCUUAACUGGUAACAGGUCGCCCAGGCAGGCGGUCACUGUGUUGCUGCUGUAAACUUCAAGGUUAACUUUGCUCACGAUUAGGAAAACACUCUGGCAGCUGCGCUCAGGCCGUCUGGAAAGCUGGAAUUUAAGUGGUUUAUAAGCAGGUGCAGUAGAUAUAGACGUGGUGGACAUUCACACAAGUUAAAGCAACAUGCAGGACAACAGCAUGGAUCAACCCACAUCCUUAUCGCAGCUUUUGCGUGAGAGUUACCUGGCCGAAGCCCGAGCCCGUCACAGACACGGCGAAUCCAGCUGCAUAGACAGCCCUCGCCGUCUGGUCUACGGGACGCUCAAGGAGAAAGCGGACGAUUCCGGUGGGAAAGUGGAUCCACAGUUCCCAGACCUGUCUGACUUCCUAAGCCAGGAAGAACUGGACAAGAGCGUCGAUCUGGCCUGCAAAGCGUUCAGCAGUGAUCCUCGAGAACGUGAGGAGAGAUCCGACGCAUGUCCACCAGUGAGCAACUUUAAUGUUCCUUCCAGCAAACCCGCUCCAGAAACGGAGGUCAUUUCCGAAAGACAAACAGUCCAGACUCCCAUCCAAGACAAUGCGGUCAGGAACGUCAGAAGUGCUAGGGAAUCUGCGGCGGAUUUCAAAAGACCUCAGAGAAACGCUCCAUACGGCUUGGAGACACAAUCCAAGAAGGAGUUCCUUAACAAAGCAGCUGAUUUCAUAGAAGAGCUUUCGUCUCUGUUUAAAGCCAACAGCUCGAAGCGGGUUCGGCCUCGCACUUGCAAAACCCACCGGAGCCGACACCAAAACAAAACCCAACUUGAUGGCACUUCGUACUCCAUUAAUCCAGAAGAUCGAGAAAGACCUAUAAUGCUCAACCAACAGAUGGAGGAGCCGAUGGAGAACAGUCGAGUCGCGGAGGAGCCGUACCAGGCGGAGGAGCCUCAGGAACCGGACCUGGAGCCGGAGCCGGAGCCGGAGCCGGUGUGUGAGGAACCGGCUCUGAUUCAGCCUGAGAUCUCGGAGGAACCCGUGUGUGAACCUCCACACUUUAUACAGAAACUCAAAAGCAGGGAGGUUCCUGAGGGAAGUAAGGUCCAGUUGGAUUGUAUCGUCAGAGGACUGCCUGCUCCUGAAGUUCGGUGGUUUUGUGAGGGUAAAGAGUUGGAAAACAGUCCUGAUAUUCAGAUCAUCGCCAACGGUGAACAUCACACUCUGAUCAUAGCAGAGGCAUUUGAAGAAGACACGGGCAGAUACUCGUGCUUUGCCUCUAACUUUUAUGGCACAGACUCGACGUCAGCAGAAAUCUACAUUGAGGGAGCGUCUUCAUCAGAUUCUGAUGUAGAACAACAUUUUCAAGCACAACUUAAUAAAAAAUCUCCUCAGCCCAAGCCUGCUGUGGUCUCAACAGAGCCCAGCACAUCUGCUGAAGACACCACAUCAACUGUAACAACCACCUUUGCUGAACCACCAGCACCUUCUGACGCAGAACCAGUGCCACUUACCGAACUGAUUGCUGAGACAACUUCUAAGCAGGAAGAUACAGAACUUCUGACUUCCAAGGUUGUCAGCUCUGAAAUACCAGUGCUAGAACCAACUGUACCUGUACCUGAACCAACCAUACCUGUACUAGAACCACCAAUAUCUGAGGUGGAGCCUAUUCCACCUAUUCCUCCACUGACCAUUGCACCACCACCACCACCAUCACCUCCAUCCAACCAAAGUAUCUCUGAUAUACUGUUAACAUCUCAACAGAGCAAUCCUGAGAAUAUAAAUGGCAGCAGUAGUUAUCUUCAAAACUUCGAUGUAAGGCCCAUAAUGGCAGCUCCUGUUUUUACAAAGAACCUCCAGGAUGUCCUGGCUGUAGAGAGUCAGUUGGUAGUUCUGGAGUGCAGAGUAAAAGGCAUUCCCUCUCCUAAAGUGGACUGGUACCGAGAGGGAAUGCUUAUUGAAGAUUCUCCAGACUUCAGGAUCCUCCAAAAGAAACCAAGAUCCAUGGCUGAAUCUGAGGAGAUAUGUACUUUGGUUAUUGCCGAGGUCUUUCCAGAGGAUUCUGGAACAUUUACUAGCAUAGCCAGCAACAAAUAUGGCACAGUUUCCAGUACUGCAGUAUUGAGAGUAAAAGGACACAAUAAUAGCAGCACCAACCCAAAAACAACAAGCACUUUAACAGUGGAAUCCUCCUUCCAGAAGGUUCCCGCAGCAGAACUGAUAUCAACAAGUUUAAAGCGUAAGCCAGAUGUUCCUCUGGUAAAUAACAAGCUUCACUCAAGUAUGAUUUGCCUUGACCCUUUGAGCUCUGGAUUUAAGCAUACAGACCCUCAGCACUCUGGAACGCCUCGCUCAGAUUCCCUAAAUUCUAGUACCCUUCGCCAUGACCUAACUACUAGCCUACCUAGUCUAAACCCUCUCAGCAUUAACAAAUACAGCUCAGAUACUUUCAGGACUAGUUUACCCCAGCUAGACCCACUCAGCUUUAAUUCUUCUUCACUGAACUCAGACUUAAACCAUAAGCCCCUCAGCUCUAGCACGACACACUUUGAUUCAGGAGGAUCUAGUUUUGAGCCUUUCACAGAAGUGACCCAAAGUCCACCAAACGGAUCAGCCUCUGGCAUCAGUAUGAGCUCCGAUGCCUGGCUUGAACCUUCACCAAAUGGUUCAAAAUCAAUCCCCAGCCCUUCUGUUACUGGUCUCCCACCAAUAAACUCCAGUAAUCCUCAAGAGCAACCAGCUGUUAAACCCCUACCAGAUCCCCCAACUUCUUGCCUCAAGACAAGACCCGAAGGUGUGUUGGGGAAUCACAACGAAUCCCGCUCUAGUUCUCGAGUUGGCCUCCGUGUCACCUUUAGACUCCCGGAGGAUGAAGAAGAGGAAGAGAAAGGAAUGUUGUCCAGAGAACCACCACCAGUGUUGGCUAAACCAAAAUUAGACCCAGAGCAGCUACAAAUCCUCCACAACCAGGUGCUUUUGGAACAGCAGCAGGAAAACGGCUCCUCAAGUCAAGAUUCACCACAUUUAGACAGGACAAGUUUGGAGCCACCACCUGUCAAGCCAACUCAGCCUCCUGCAAAUCCAGUGCCAUCCCAACCACCUCCCCUUGUAAUGAACUCUGCUCCGAUUCCAUCGCCGAUCCCCGACUCUAUUCCACUACUUCCUACAGCACCUGCACCCGUUUUAAAAGCUGUACCUAUAUCCCAAUUGAGCAUGCCUUUAACCAUGCCCUUGUCCCAACUUACUCCAUCAGCCACAACCUUACACAACCACCCUUCAAUACCUCAACCAAAUCGGGUUCCUACUACUUUAAGUACUGCUCCAGCAGGAAUGCUUCCCUCUACCCUACAAACUCAAACGAAUGUGGCGCCCACUCUUCCUCAGCUGAAUAUGGGGCCAAUCUCACCCAACUUGGCUCCAGUUACCCCUAUGCCAAAUGUGAUACCAACAAUCCCAAUAACUUAUCCUGGAGGAGCCCCCAACAUCCCUAUGCCUCCAAAUGUGGUCCCUUCUGCAACUUUUCCUCAACUUAUCAUGGCACCAACAACCCAACCAUCUAACGAUGUGGCCAAUAUCCCACCCAUUAAUCGUUCCACUCAUAUUUCACAAAUAAAUAUGAACCCAACCUUGCAGAUGAACUCUGUUCCUGUCAGUAACAUGAGUGUUGCCAGAACACAGGCAUUGAUGACACCUGAUUCAUCAACGGUAAACAAAAUUGCACCAAAGUUAAACACCACCUCAAAUUCUCAUCCCAGCAUGGCUCCACAAGACACACAUUCUCAAGGUGUGUCUUAUCCACCCCUAAGUAAAAUCACCUCACCGCACCUUGUGAGAAAUCAACCUGCACCCAUCCUGAGUCCAGUGUCUCCACCUCAGUUGAAUGACACCCAGCCUCCACUUCCCGGGAUUAUUCCAGUCUCCACCCAGAGCUUUAGCUACACAAGGCCAAAAGAGUUUAUCGCAGCCCAGACGCUCUCUCCCAUCAGGAGUCCUUCCCCAACCGAGUCUCCUGUUCCAAUGCUCCACGAAUUGGCUGCACAGAUAUUCCCGAAGUCGACACGGGAGCUCACUUCGCCCAUCAACCAGUUAUCUCCGUCCCCAAGAAAGUUCCCAACAAGAGUUCUGGAGUGUCCGAGCAGCCCACCAUAUGUGUCCUCACCACCUCCAUUGCCUCCUGGGCUUGUGAAUUCAGUGUUUUCUUUCAGAACUCAGUCACCGCCACAAGCUUCUUCACCAACGUCUAGCAGCUCCACCCCCAGCCCCAUCCAAAAUCCAGUGGCUUUCCUUAGUUCAGUCCUUCCUUCACUUCCAACAUCUCCUCCGACCAAUGCCAUGGGCCUGCCUAAGAGGGCUCCACCUGGGCCUCAAGGUACACUGAAGAAGAAUCAAAGAGGAUCCAGACUCAUGACUGAUGACGACAUCCGCGAGAGCAAGGAAACACUUUUACAAGAUAUUGAAAAGAAGUUGCGAUUUAGAGAUGAUCAGCUUCGUUUUGGACAGCAGAAGCCGAAUUAUGGGGGGGAAGUGAGCCAACCGCUCGGACCAAACAUUCCCACCGCAACUGUCAUUAACUAUGAUGAGGAAUACAAAGUGUCAAGCUUUGAGCAGAGGCUAAUGAGCGAGAUCGAGUUUCGUUUGGAAAGAACUCCAGUUGAAGAGUCGGACGAUGAAGUUCAGCACGAUGAAAUUCCCACUGGAAAAUGUAUCGCGCCCAUCUUCGACAAGAAACUGAAGCACUUCAAGGCAGUGGAAGGGAUUCCUGUCACAUUUACCUGUAAAAUUGUUGGAAUUCCAAUUCCUAAAGUUUACUGGUUUAAGGAUGGAAAGCAGAUUUUGAAGAAAAAUGAGCACUAUAAGAAGGUCAGAGAGGGAGAUGGGACGUGUUCGCUACACAUAGAAUCCGUCACAAGUGACGAUGACGGCAAUUACACAGUCAUGGCAGCAAAUCCACAGGGCAGAAUAAGUUGUUCUGGCCAUUUGAUUGUCCAAACGGGUCCUGUUCGAAACCGUCCUGUGGUUCACUCGCAGAGAGUUCGAGCGCGUGUACAGGAAGUGGAGGGCGAGCCGACUCAAGAGCGCUUCUUUCGUCCGCACUUCCUGCAGGCUCCAGGAGACAUGUUGGCUCAUGAGGGACGGCUCUGUAGGUUAGACUGCAAGGUGAGUGGGUUACCCCAUCCUGAAAUCAUGUGGCUUCUCAACGGGAAGCCCAUAUAUCCAGACCUCACUCAUCGAAUGCUUGUGAGAGAAAACGGGAUCCAUUCUCUAGUUAUUGACCCGCUGACUCAAGCUGAUGACGGGACGUACACCUGCAUCGCCUCAAAUAAAGCUGGACAGAGUUCAUUCUGCCUUGAGCUUAAAGUAGUGGAAAAAGAGCUGAAGCAUCCUCCUCAUUUUGUGGAAAAGCUGCAGAACACAGGCAUCGCAGAGGGCGCCCCAGUGCGUCUGGAGUGCAGAGUUGUGGGAAUGCCACAGCCGGUCAUUUACUGGAAGAAAGACAAUGACACAAUCCCUCACUCAAAGGACAGAGUUAGCAUGCAUCAGGACACUACAGGUUAUGUUUGUCUACUAAUUCAACCGACCAGAAAGGAAGAUGCUGGCUGGUACACGGUGUCUGCGAAAAAUGAGGCAGGAAUUAUAUCAUGCACAGCCAGACUAGACAUAUAUGCUCAGUGGUAUCAGCAUGUUCAUGCACCGAUGAAGAAAACACAGCCCACCGGGAAUCGAUACACUGCUCUAACCGGCCAGGGAUUGGAUAUAAAGUCAGCCUUUCCCAUGAGCGACAACGGCCCCUUCAUAUUCUCUGCCUCCCAACCAGAGCGAACGACAGAAAGUGAGGAGCUGUAGACGCUCACAGGUUUAUGAGGGUGCACAGAUAUUGUAAAGACAACACAUUAUUUGGAGUAGUUGGAGUAACAAUCUAAAAGCAAGCAAGUAUCUGAUGUCUCUUCACUCAUUUGUAAUCAUUUGUGUCUGCACACGGGAGGAAUUUAAAGGAACGGUUCACCCAAAAAUUAACAUUUGCUGAAAAUGCACUCCGCAUCAGGAGAUCCAAGAUGUAGGUGAGUUUGUUUCUUCAUCAGAUUUGGAAAAACGCAGCAUUCCAUCACGUGCUCACCAAUGGAUGUGAAUGGGUGCCGUCAGAACGAGAGUCCAAACAGCUGAUAAAAACAUCACAAUAACCCACAAGUAAUCCACACCACUCCAGUCCAUCAGUUAAUGUCUUGCAAAUCAAUAUUAACACUACCUCCAGUGAAAAAGUGGUCUGGUCUGAAUCAGGAGAGAAAUCUGCAGAGAUCAAGUGCGGUUUACAAGCCAAAACAGCUGUAAACAAACAUGUGGCUGGAUUUUGAUGUGAGAGACAACAUUGUGGAUUACUUGUGAUGUAUUUAUCAGCUGACUGGACUCUCAUUCUGACGGCACCCGUUCACUGCAGAUGAAUCAUUGGUGAGCAAGUGACGGAAUUCUACAUUUCUCUAAAUCUGAUGAAGAAACAAACUCAUCUACAUCUAGAAUGGCCUGAAAGUAAGCACAUUUUCAGCUAAUUUUACAUUUUUGUCUAAACUAUAUCUUUAAUCUGAUCUAGAUAUACUGGUAGAUGAGCAUCUGAACAGGUUGUUUUUCCUCACUGCAUUUAACAUUAUUUGCACAUGAUUUUUCCUUUAAUUAUGAUGACAUUUGUGCCAUUUGAGGCAUUGUGCAAUUUUGUUCUUGUCAGUUUGUUGUAAUUUUUCAGCUGUUCUGCCUUUUGCAUUUUAAUCUGGUCUUUUUAUUAGACUGUGUGUCUGUUGCAUUAUCAACUGUGAAUGUGAGCUUCAGCAGGUUUUAUUCAACAGAUCUCUUUAACACAUUAACUACCGCUAUCAUUUCAUGUUUUGGUAUAAUAAAACAAGCAUGGGAGGUUUAGAAAUUAGUUUCAACAAAACUAUACUUAGCAAAUGUCACUGUCAUCUGAUCUAGCUUCACCCUAAAUGAAGCUGUUGCACUGGUGAAACUGAUCAGAUCUGUUGCGAAUGUUUAAUAAAGUACUACACAAGAAUGGAAAGAAUGGGUGUAUCUAAAUUCUCUGAUGCUGCAUGUGGAAGGAAGAAAGAAAUCAUUUUGUCUUGUUUAUAUCAUGAAUACUGCUGCUUCAGGUAAUUCUCUGUAGAGCGAUAUGGCAGAAUCUUAUAUUAAUAAGAUUAUAUAUUAAGUAUUAUAUUAGAUAUUAUAAGUUGUUGUGGAAGUUUACAACGCCAAUGUAUUGUUAUACAGUCACUAGAAUAAAUAAAUGCAAAUACCUAAUGUACAAUAGAUGUUUUUCUUGAAAAUAAAGGUAUAUUUAU